AUGGCUCCUACCGAGUCAAAGAAGCGCCUGGCGCUAGCUAUCAUUGAUUUCCUCAACGCCAGCGUGAAAGAUGGCACCCUUACAGCAGAUGACGCUGAGUCCAUCGAGAUUGCCCAGUCAUGCAUUGCGGACACAUUCAAGGUUGACCCGUCCGAUGAGGCCGCUGUGAAGGAAGCCCUAGGUGGACAGUCGCUCGCUAGCAUCUACAGCGUCUACGAGAAGCUUCGCAACAAGGGUGACGCUGCCGGUUCCUCGAGUGAACCCCAGGCUGAGAAGAAGCCCCAAGCUGGCACUCCCACCCCCGAGUCUGACAAGUUAAAGUCCGAGGGUAACGCCGCCAUGGCACGUAAGGAGUACAGCAUUGCCAUUGAUCUUUACACAAAAGCCCUGGCCAUCGCCCCGGCCAAUCCCAUCUACCUCUCCAACCGUGCUGCUGCAUACUCCGCAUCCGGACAGUCUGAGAAGGCCGCGGAGGAUGCCGAGCUUGCAACUACCGUUGACCCCAAGUACUCCAAGGCCUGGAGUCGCCUGGGUCUCGCCCGAUUCGACUUGGCCGAUUACCACGGAGCCAAGCAAGCCUACGAGAGUGGUAUCGAGGCCGAAGGUAAUGGUGGAAGCGAGGCCAUGAAGAGGGGCCUUGAGACCUCUAAGAAGAAGAUCGAAGAGGCUAGCCGCGGGCCUGAGCCUCCUGCAGACUCCGUUGACGAUGCACCUGGUGCAUCCCGCGGUGGCGGCGGUGGUGGCAUGCCUGACCUCUCUUCCCUCGCUAGCAUGCUCGGCGGUGCUGGUGGUGGCGGCGGCGGCGGCAUGCCUGACCUCGGAUCUAUGAUGAACAACCCUAUGUUUGCUAGCAUGGCCCAAAACCUCAUGAGCAACCCGGAAGCACUCAACAACCUGAUGAGCAACCCCCAGCUACGACAAAUGGCCCAGAACUUUGGCCAAGGCGGUGGUAUGCCGGACAUGUCAAGCUUGAUGAGCGACCCAAGCAUCGCUGAUAUGGCCCGGAAUUUCAUGGGCGGUGGUGCUGGGCGCGGUGGUGGAUCUCAAUAG
Aspergillus puulaauensis is the source of this 1050-nucleotide messenger RNA. RefSeq names its product putative Hsc70 cochaperone (SGT). Gene Ontology annotation, molecular function: protein binding; molecular adaptor activity. Bases 1 to 1050 code for a protein of 349 amino acids. The record is from RefSeq and is a predicted model, not a curated record. The transcript is spliced from 3 exons. Gene Ontology annotation, biological process: post-translational protein targeting to endoplasmic reticulum membrane. NCBI's taxonomy places the organism in Eukaryota, Fungi, Ascomycota, Eurotiomycetes, Eurotiales, Aspergillaceae. Gene Ontology annotation, cellular component: TRC complex; membrane.